Penaeus chinensis is the source of this 1298-nucleotide messenger RNA. RefSeq lists its product as uncharacterized. NCBI's taxonomy places the organism in Eukaryota, Metazoa, Arthropoda, Malacostraca, Decapoda, Penaeidae. The record is from RefSeq and is a predicted model, not a curated record. The coding region runs from base 136 to 984 and encodes 282 amino acids. The transcript is spliced from 5 exons.
UGCAUUUCUGUCUUACACUAAGUGUGUUGUUCGCGGAGGCGUCUGAAGAAACCGAUGCUGCUUCCUUCGAACUGACAUUUUGGAGAGAAAUAUAUUGGUAUAUUUCCUGUAUCAGUCAUUGAGAGCCGGGUGGCGAUGGCUUUCCGUUUUUCCUGGUUCCUGUGUCCCCUGCUGGCGCUCCUCUUCUGCCACGGGGCCGCCCUCUCUGACGACGUUCGGGUACUGCAGCAAAUGGAAAAAGAAAUGAAGGGAGAUUUCCCCAAUGGGAAGCAGUUCGCAGUGCUGUAUCUACCGGGAAAGAAGCUCAACCACCGAGACUGCUGUGAAAUACAAUUCAACAAUACCAGACGAGUUGACGCUCACUGUAACUUUUCCCCGGUGUUCAAUCAAACACUUGAGGGACAUUUAGAGACAGAGAGACACAGUGAGUGGCAGCUGAUCAACACGGCGCUGAGGCCCAUGCUCGAGAAAUGGAAGUCUCCCGGAGCAUAUCCCGCCAAAGGAUAUGCCAGGAAGAAAAGAAUGUAUAGAACGAAAAAAGGUAAUUAUGAGAAACGUAGAGGCCAAAUGAGGAGCCCUAACUCAAGAAACACCGAGAAGGGAAAUGGAGCAGGAGAGACCAAGGGAAGGGAGAGACGCCGAGGAAAGGACGGCUGCCCAGAGGCACUUUAUCUCUACUCCCGCCUCGCUCCGGACUAUGACUGUAAGAGGAGACACCUGGGCAACACGUGCACGCAGGCGAUUGUCACCACCAUCCCAAAAAUCCUCAAGGAUGUGGGUUGUGAAGGUACAAGGAUCGUCGUGGGAUUUUCUAAGGUAAGAAAACAAUACAAAACAGAGGCAUGCGAGGGUUACCAGUGCAUGAAGGAAAACAACGUAACAGAGUAUCACCUGGAGAGCAACGAUCCCCAAAAGGAAUAUGACUGCACAGGUGUGAAGUUUUUGAAGCCCACUUAUUGCACCUACAUAAUAAAUAGUCCGUGAGGGAGGACUCGCGUGGCAUUCCCGUGCUGCAACGAGAGGCUCUCUGGUCACGGCGAGGCAAGCGUUGCAAGAUGGACUGGCUCGGAAAACGGACCCGGAAUACGUCGGUCCGCAAGCUGUGUUGAUCAAGCUUGGGACUGGCUUGAUCUUUUGGUUUUACUCACAUCUUGUGUGGUUUUUGUCUGAAUAGAAAUUAAAGGUUGCUGAUUCUUUACCAGUAUUACAUAUAUAAUGACACGAAACACAAACACACACACGCACCUAUAGCGUUGUGAGUUUGUGCAUAACACACACACACACACACACACACACAC